This is a messenger RNA of Saccostrea cuccullata (small rock oyster), 1969 nucleotides long. RefSeq lists its product as uncharacterized. The transcript is spliced from 6 exons. Lineage: Eukaryota; Metazoa; Mollusca; Bivalvia; Ostreida; Ostreidae. The record is from RefSeq and is a predicted model, not a curated record. The coding region runs from base 329 to 1969 and encodes 546 amino acids.
UCUGAUAUCAGUUAUACACCAUACUUCUCCCUUAAUGUCUAAUGACCUUACAUUUAACUUACUAAUAAAACCACGGUCACGGGUUGUUUUAAAUUUCUCUGUAUAGAAACUUUUAAAUGUGUAAUGAGAUGAGAAUUUAGUACCAAAAUUUUAUUUACGGAAGAAGUUUAUUGUUUUCAUCUCCGUAUCAAAAGGAAAUGAAAUAACUGAAAUACCGAAAACUUAGGAGCGGUGUGGCCGAGAAACGAUUAAGUUUCAAAAAGAACGUAAAAUUUGUGAUGACACGACACAGGGCGGCUACCCUACUAAACUAUCUUAUCCACGGACCAUGGCGCAACGAGGAAACCAGGAAUUAUGGAUCAUAAGUACUGUAUUAAUAUUUGCAGGCUUUGCGAGGAGUUACUCCCCCUGUUAUAAUAUGGCAAAGACAAACUCAAUUCCAGUUGCCCUUUUAUGUUACAACAACCAGAUAUUAGGGCGUCACGUCGUCAUAGACGCUUACAGAGCCAAAGAAUCUAGUACCACAACCUGUCUAUGUACAGUGUCCAGUGAUAAACCUAAUACACUGAACUUCACAAACUACAACGGCGUCCAUCCUGAGAAAGGGUGUGGGAGUUCUGUAAUAGUUCAAGCUGAUGGUACAAGUUUUUCAAUGAACUGUUUUGUGACUGACAAGCAGCUUCAAAUUAAUGGGUCAGAUGUUAAAAUUAAUCUAGAGGAUCCACGGCUAACCUCCGACACAAGUUACUGUAUAUCUGUUGAAUCAGCUGAUUCAUCUGCCAUGCUAAACAUCUCUUGUGAAGGAGACACUUUACCUUCUUCAACAACAACACUAUUUCCUCCAACAACCGAGCAGGAAGAGACUUCUUCAUCUUCCCUGACAACUGGAAGUCAGACAACCACGGACACAAGUCUGUCAUCACCUAUAACAACAGCACAAAUUACAACCACAACAUCAACCGCCUCACAAAGUCUAUCAACAUCAACUCAAUCGUCAGUUCCAACAGAAGAAAGCACCUCAUCACUCUCAACAACAGCUUCUCAAACCUUACCCGCGUCAUCCCAGGCAGCAACAACUGGAGCUUUAAUGACAACGGCAGCUACUUCAAUAGACACUGUGACAACUUCAUCUUCAUUCCAGACAGUGACCACAUCUGAAAUUUUAACCACUACAUCAAAUAUUGUCACUAGUGGUCUUACCACAGAAAUAGAUACAACCACUGAAGACAAGACCACUGACAAUGACGUAACUAAGGAUAGGCCAGAGUCCACCACUGGAAAUAACGUCAUAGAAUCAUCAACUGCUCCCACUCAAACCCCAGCUCUCACAACAACGAAAGACGUGGCAGACUCGACAACAGCUCGAUCUCAAACUUCAAAGUCUGUAACAACGCAAAACUUGACCUCAACAACUACUGAGCAGGUGUCAAAACAACCAGUGACGUCAACGUCAUCAUCAGCAAUAUUGACAUCUACCGACGGUAUCCAGAGUACCACUACAAAGAGAACGACGCCAUUUGUAACAACUAGUAAACCCCUUCCGGAGCGGGGGACUCCAUGGAGUGGAAUAAUUCCAGCAAUAUUACUUGGAAUAAUACUUCUCGUUGUAUUGGUUUUUGCCUUCAUCAAAUGCCAAAGAAGCCGAGAGAUAAAGUAUCCUAAAGAUAAUGAGAACAUCUCCAUUGAUAAAUAUCCAUCCAUGGGAGAAACAAACUUUGGUUAUGAUGCUUAUGACGAGGGACCUGACAUUAAUGCAGAGUUUACGAAAAUUCCCGAGGAAAUUGAAAUAGAUGGUAUUGUUUUAUCAAACACUACCUUAGAUGAUGUAGAAUCCCACGUACAACCCCACAACUUAACAGAAGGACCAUUUGUUAGAUAUAAUGUGAAAGAUUACCGGGCGAGUGGAAAUAUUCCAAAGUACGCUGUUGUCAAUAAAGGCACUCAAAACGGACCUGAUAUUUAUUUCUAG